Messenger RNA from Effrenium voratum, 191 nucleotides. NCBI's taxonomy places the organism in Eukaryota, Dinophyceae, Suessiales, Symbiodiniaceae. The record is from the annotation of a GenBank genome assembly.
GCGCUUCAAGACAGAAGCUCGAGGAGGAGCGGAGGAAGAUCAUGGAGGAGAUUCAGAACAUCACCGCCACAGAGCGGCAGAUCGAACACGAGCGCAGGCUGACGCACAUUUGCCAGGACUUGGGGCAGCUGAGUGGCGUGCAGGGAAGGGCAGGGUGCCCCAUCGGACUGUCGGACGGGCGACGGGCAUGA